Messenger RNA from Porites evermanni, 531 nucleotides. The record is from the annotation of a GenBank genome assembly. NCBI's taxonomy places the organism in Eukaryota, Metazoa, Cnidaria, Anthozoa, Scleractinia, Poritidae.
AUGUCCAGCGAUAAGUUACUGAUAACUGGUGAAUUUAAUUUCCAUAUGGAUGUGCCUACUGAUCCCAAUAACAUACACUUCAGAGAUCUUUUAGACGCGAUGGGUCUUGUCCAACAUGUGAAGCAACCUACCCAUAUACACGGCCACACCCUAGAUCUCAUCAUUACGCGCCAAUCUGAUGACUUCACUGCUGAAGAGCCGCUAUUUGACAGAUUUAUCUUUGAUCAUGUUGCCGUGAUAUGUAGUUUAAGGACACGUAGACCAGUAGUAGAACUGAAGCAUGCUGAAUACAGGAAGUUGAAGUCUAUUGAUUCUGUACUAUUCGCUGAGGACAUUCGCAAUUCUACUUUGUAUAUAGAUCUCCCUGACAACUUGGACAAACUAGUUAAUUGCUACAACACGACGCUGUCAUCACUACUAAACAAGCAAUCCCCGAUGCAAUCGCGGAAAAUGAGAAAUAGGCCCAAGCCGCCUUGGUUUGAUGAUGAGAUUAUGCAGGCAAGGGGCGACAGACGGAAAGCUGAGAAGUAG